GUAAGCACUUGGAGGAGGCUCGUCUGUGAGAUGGCUUCGACGGGACUGGGAAGAAUUCUCUGCUGUAUUUCACGAUCUCAGGUCCAGCGGGCCAUUUUAUAUGUCGACCGGGCCACUCCUAAACACCAACACCUCCUCCUCCACAAUGAGACCUUGGCUGCUCGUAGCCAUACACCAAAGAAUUUUAGAAAGCCACUGUCUGAGCCCUUGCAUCAGCCUCUGAGAAAUCAAGCCCAUCGUAGGAUCGCUGACUGGAACCAAAAGAGAUCUGGAAUAGACCAGUCCAGACUCCAGAUUGUGGUCAUCAAUCUCUCCUUAGGGGUCUUCAUGAUUUAUUUCUUGUGGCUUCGAGAGCCCAAUGACAUCGAUGAGUACAUGAAUCGUCCGAUCUGGGAACGGCUGCCAGGCAUUGACCCUGAACGAGCAGAGCAGAUGAUGGAGAUGGACAGGAGGCUUGGAUUGCAGGUUGAUACUACGGGCCUUGAGAAAUACAAAAAAGAGUAUUAUGCACAGCAAGUUGAAAAAUUAGAGAAAGAGCAACAGGCUGAGAGGCGCCACAGGGAACUGCGCACGGCUUCACGGAACCAUUUCAGUAUGCUGCAGAAACAUGCCCAAAAGGAGGAUGAGGAAUAGAUUUUCUCCUGUAGUUGUUUUUCAUUUAGAUUUUAAAGAAAUUAAUGAUAACACUAGAUAUAUAUCAAUGGACAUUUUGAAAUAAAUGUCAACACAUGAUAGAUAAACAUAUUUACACAAACACAAAUACUUAGAAAACAGUUCAGACAGGUCUCCCACAUUCUCUCUAUUUCUCUUAUUUUCUUCUGUAUUUAGCAAUAAGUACUUCUGUUUUCUUCAUAUAUCUUUUGCUUCUCUUUUGUGGAGGAAAAUAACAACUUUGCAACAAGUGCACUUAAAAAAAAAAGAGACAGACAGGAAAAUAUAAAGACAGAGAUGCAUAUAAGAAGCAGAGAGAACAAGAAAACUGAUGUUAGGUUAUGUGCAUACAUUUCUCUACUUGAGUGUUCUUUUGCUUAUACUGAAACUUUACUUUUAUGUUAACAGAUGUAUAUAUGCUCUUUGUAAGUGUAAAAAUAAAGACUUCACAAAGAAA
Penaeus chinensis is the source of this 1108-nucleotide messenger RNA. RefSeq lists its product as uncharacterized. Bases 31 to 633 code for a protein of 200 amino acids. The transcript has 3 exons. The record is from RefSeq and is a predicted model, not a curated record. Lineage: Eukaryota; Metazoa; Arthropoda; Malacostraca; Decapoda; Penaeidae.